Messenger RNA from Diplodia corticola, 1731 nucleotides. RefSeq names its product ubiquinone biosynthesis. The transcript is spliced from 3 exons. Gene Ontology annotation, biological process: mitochondrion organization; lipid homeostasis. Gene Ontology annotation, cellular component: mitochondrial inner membrane. The coding region runs from base 1 to 1731 and encodes 576 amino acids. Lineage: Eukaryota; Fungi; Ascomycota; Dothideomycetes; Botryosphaeriales; Botryosphaeriaceae. The record is from RefSeq and is a predicted model, not a curated record.
AUGAUGUUGGGUUUCCCUUUGUUUUCCCCCCUGCUGAGGAGGACUGCCGCAUCCCCGUGGACCUGUAGGACCUGCCUUCGGCAACAGCAACAGUCUCAACAACCUCUGCGUCAACGUCUCGGCUACGCCACCCAAUCCAAUGCAAGGAGCAUACCGCGUCAGAAGAAAAGGCGCCGGCUUAUUAUUGCUGCAGCCGGCGGCGGUGCUGUCGCCACGGCUGUGGCGGUGAGCGACGAUGCGAAGCACGCCGUCACGGCCGUUCGGCGCUCAGGGCGAGUCGUUGCUACUCUUUACGUGAACAUUCAGGAUUAUCGCAAAACGCUCAAGCAUGACGCCGACCCCGGAUACCCCGAGCUCCUCAAGGCCUGCCACAAGCGCUGCGCGGAGAGAACGUUGUGGACGUUGGAAAAGAACGGCUCCAUAUUCAUCAAGCUGGGACAACAUCUGAGUAGCAUGAACUACCUCCUCCCGACCGAAUGGUGCGACACGUUCAUUCCGCUGCAAGACAAGUGCCCGGUGUCAUCUUUCGAGUCGAUCGAGGACAUGGUGAUGAAGGACACCGGACAGUCUCUCAGGGAAUACUUUUCUGAGUUCGAUGAAACGCCAAUCGGCGCGGCGUCGCUGGCCCAAGUACACUGCGCCGUGGUGAGGGAGACUGGACAGAAGGUCGCGGUCAAGGUGCAGCACCCCGCGCUGGACGAAUGGGCCCCGCUCGAUUUGGCUCUGACCCGGUUCUCUUUCGCUACGUUGAAAAGAUGGUUUCCCGAGUACGAUCUUACAUGGCUCGCCGCCGAGAUGGACAUAUCGCUCCCUCAAGAACUGGACUUCCGCAGAGAGGCCGAGAACGCCAUGCGGGCCAAGAAGUACUUCUCCAACAUCAAGGAUGCGCCCCUGAUUAUUCCGGACGUGCUGUGGGCGGAGCGCCGCUUCCUAGUCAUGGAAUACGUCACCGGACGUCGGCCGGAUGACCUUGAAUACCUUGAUUCACACGGCAUCGACCGUGACGAGGUGUCUGCAGCUCUUGCGCGUAUAUUCAACGAGAUGAUUUUCGGCGCCAACGCCCCGCUGCACUGUGAUCCUCAUGGCGGUAACCUUGCCAUCCGGCAUAACCCUUCCCGAUGGGGCAAAGGAAACUUCGACAUUGUUCUCUACGAUCAUGGCUUGUACAGAGAUAUCCCCAUGGACAUUCGUCGAUCGUAUGCCAAGCUCUGGCUCGCGGUGCUGGAUGCGGACGAGACUCGUAUGAGGAAAUACGCAAAGGAAGUUGCGGGGAUUCCCGAUGAAUACUUCCCUUUGUUUGCGAGCGCCAUUACUGGCAGAGACUUCACCGCCGUGACGGCGGGUGUGGACAAGCCGAGAGAUGCGGCCGAGAAGGAAGCCAUCUCGACUGCUCUUGGCGAGGGUAUGCUGCAGCAGUUGGUCGAUCUACUUGGCAAAGUUCCUAGGGUCAUGUUGCUUAUUUUGAAGACCAAUGAUUUGACACGAUCACUCGAUGAGAACCUCCACACGCGCCAGGGACCAAUCCGAACGUUCUUGAUCCUCGCUCGUUACGCAUCCCGGACUGUAUUCGAAGAGCACAUGGAGGCGUUGAGUGGCAGCAUCCUGCGGCCGCGCAACCUCUUCCGCUUCUUGCGGGCUUGGCUCUCGUAUGUGAGGGUGGACUUGGAGCUCAAUCUGUACGAGUACUACCUGUCUAUCAGACGGGUGCUUGGGAUGCACCCAGUGCUGUAA